GACGAUGAGGCGGCGCGGCCGGAGCGGCGGCGGGAAGCGGAGGCGGAGGUGACGCGCCGGGGCCGGCGGGCCGGGCCAUGCAGCGCUCCCGGGCGGCUGCGGACGAGGCGGCUCUGCUCCUGGCCGGGCUGGCCCUGCGGGAGCUGGAGCCGGGCGGCGACUCUCUGGGCCGGGGUCGGCGGGGACCGAGGCCCGGGCCGGGAGACGAGGCGGCGCAGGCGCUGGGCCGCAGAGGGCAGGGCGGCGGCGGCGGCCCCGAGGCCGGGGCGGACGGACUGAGCCGCGGGGAGCGAGGCCCGCGGCGCGCGGCGGUCCCCGAGCUCAGCACGCAGCCGGCGGGCAGCCCGCGGGCCAGCCUGGCGGGCUCCGACGGCGGCGGCGGCGGCGGCGGCAGUGGCAGCGCCCGCUCCAGCGGCAUCAGCCUGGGCUACGACCAACGCCACGGCAGCCCGCGCUCGGGCCGCUCGGACCCGCGCCCGGGCCCCGGGCCGCCGUCGGUGGGCAGCGCCCGCUCCAGCGUGUCCAGCCUCGGCUCUCGCGGCUCGGCCGGCGCCUACCCUGACCUGCUCUUGCCCGGCGCCUGUCCCGCGCCGGCUCGCUCCCCGGAGCCGGCCGGGCCGGCCCCCUUCGCUCUGCCUUCGCUCCAGCUGCCCCCGGGCCGGGAAGGCGGCCCGAGCGCGGCGGAGCGGCGGCUGGAGGCGCUGACCCGAGAGCUGGAGCGAGCGCUGGAGGCGCGCACGGCGCGGGAUUACUUCGGCAUUUGCAUCAAGUGUGGGCUUGGCAUCUACGGAGCAAGGCAGGCGUGCCAGGCAAUGGGGAGCCUGUAUCACACUGAUUGCUUCACCUGCAACUCCUGUGGGAGACGGCUUCGCGGGAAGGCAUUCUACAAUGUGGGUGAGAAAGUGUACUGCCAGGAGGACUUCCUGUACUCCGGGUUCCAGCAAACGGCUGACAAGUGUAGCGUGUGUGGACACCUCAUCAUGGAGAUGAUCCUUCAGGCCCUUGGGAAGUCCUACCACCCAGGCUGCUUCCGGUGCUCUGUGUGCAACGAGUGCCUGGACGGGGUACCCUUCACUGUGGACGUGGAGAACAACAUCUACUGUGUCCGAGAUUACCACUCGGUUUUUGCACCAAAGUGUGCCUCCUGUGCCCGUCCUAUCCUCCCUGCACAGGGCUGUGAGACCACCAUCCGUGUGGUGUCCAUGGACAGAGACUACCAUGUGGAAUGCUAUCACUGUGAGGACUGCGGGCUGCAGCUGAGCGGGGAGGAUGGACGCCGCUGCUACCCCCUGGAGGGCCACCUGCUGUGCCGCCGCUGCCACCUGCGGCGCCUCCGACCCGGGCCACUUCCCUCACCUGCUGUGCACGUCACGGAGCUCUGAGCUGGAGCUCCGAGCUGGGGCGGGGAGCCAGACUCUGGGGCCGUCUGUGCGCGCAGGCGCCCGUGUUUGUGUGUGUGCGCAGGCGCGCGUGUUCUUGCGUGUGUGUUUUUGCGCGCGCGCGCGCGCGGCCGAUGGCUGAAGCAGGUCAGUGUCGGGGCUUCGUGCCGGCGGGCGCGGCCGCUGGCUCCCCCCCGCCCCCUCCCCCCACUCGCCACCGAGCUGCUGUCCGAGGGGCUGGCCCCGCGGCGAAGCUACUAAUAUUUAUUCACCGUUUGUGCCUCCUCAAGCCGCUUCUUCCUCCCGGGCUCUGCCUGCCUCCCGCCGCCACCCCAUCACCAGCCUUCUGUUUCGGAACCCCGCCCUGUGCCCCAUAUCCUCGGGGGCAGGCUCCCAGACCCGCUGAGGGUCUCGGGGUAGAAGAUGGCCAUUACCGAGUGCAGGGGGCGGCCGCCGUCCUCCCACGGGCCCUGGGGCGGGAGCCAGUUUCCCUGUAUAGGUGGGACCUGGGACUCCUUUCAAGAGUGCGCGGGGCGGGGCGGGGCAGUGUGUGGUCUGGCAGGCGGGGGUUUGCAAAGGGCACGCGUGUUUGUUUCAUAAGCGUCUUGCCCAUUGGUAGGUGGGGAGGGUGCCUUGUUUGGCUGGGGUCACUGGAGGAGGUGAGGAAUGACACCCUUGGGGAGUGGAGCCAGCGAAGGAGCCUUGCCUUUGGCCGUUGUGGUCACUUCGGGGUUUGGCCCCCGGGGUUCUAACGGGUGUUUCUAACCCUAGUCCUGCCUGGGUCUUUCCCAUCCCUGGCUCCUCCUUCCUCCUCCCCGGGAAAAGAACACCUCAGGCAGAAUUCCAGCCUCAGGUCUCGGACAAGAGAGACCGCGAGGGGGCGCCCUGCCCACUUGUUGGCAGAAAAGCACUGUGUAUUGGGCUCCACGACAAAAGCAUAUGAUUUGACUUAAAUUAAGUUUUUCCUUUGAGAAUAUUUUCAUUUUCUUUAAAAGAAUAUAGUUUUCUUCUAAAAACUUGGUCCACGGUUGUUAUUUCUUAGGAAAAGUACAAGAAACUCACAAGUGUCCUAUUUGUAUAUCAUAUAGCUAAUGUUCAAGUGGUAAAACAUUGUAGUCUAACUAUUUUUGUAUAAAUUCCUUUGAAAUCUCAAAA
Sus scrofa (pig) is the source of this 2534-nucleotide messenger RNA. It is a transcript of the gene WTIP, whose product is annotated as WT1 interacting protein. Gene Ontology annotation, cellular component: transcription regulator complex; nucleus; adherens junction. The record is from RefSeq and is a predicted model, not a curated record. NCBI's taxonomy places the organism in Eukaryota, Metazoa, Chordata, Mammalia, Artiodactyla, Suidae. Gene Ontology annotation, molecular function: transcription corepressor activity. Gene Ontology annotation, biological process: cytoskeleton organization; response to hypoxia; negative regulation of hippo signaling.